AUGCUGCAGAUCUGGUUUUCUCUUCUAUCUGGCCUCUGUUUUCAGUUGAUUUUCUUCUGCAGUGCUGAGGAAGGGCUGGAGUUCCCUAAUUUUGAUGGAAAGGACAGGGUGUUGGACAUCAACGAGCGCAACUUUAAGAAAGCUCUGAAGAGAUACGACCUUCUGUGUCUGUUCUACCAUGAACCUCUGCCGGCCAACAAGGGCCUCCAGAAACGCUUUCAGAUGACCGAGCUGGUGCUGGAGCUGACAGCGCAGGUUCUGGAAAACAAAGACAUCGGUUUUGGGAUGGUGGACGCCCAGAAGGAUGUGAAAGUAGCCAAAAAACUGGGGAUGGAAGAGGUGGGGAGUCUGUAUGUCUUUAAGGACGACCGCGUCAUUGAAUUUGACGGGGAGCUGUCGGCCGACACCUUGGUUGAGUUCCUGUUGGACGUGCUGGAGGAUCCAGUAGAAAUGAUCAAUAACGCCAUGGAGCUGCGGGCCUUCGAGAGAAUGGAGGAAGACAUUCGCCUCAUUGGUUACUUCAGGGGAGAGGAUUCACAUUUCAAAGCUUUACAGGAAGCAUCAGAGCGUUUUCAGCCCUACAUCAAGUUUUUUGCAACUUUUGAUAAAUCAGUAGCCAAACAUCUCUCCCUGAAGAUGAACGAGGUGAAUUUCUAUGAGCCAUUCAUGGAGGAGCCGGCCAUCCUCCCAGGCCGACCUCUAUCAGAGAUGGACAUCGUGGAGUUUGUCAACCAACACAGGAGGGCUACAUUACGGAAGCUCCGGGCUGAGAACAUGUUUGAGACAUGGGAGGAUGACAUGGAUGGAAUACAUAUUGUUGCUUUUGCUGAGGAGGAAGAUCCAGAUGGAUAUGAGUUCCUGGAGAUCCUGAAGGACGUGGCCAGAGACAACACUAACAACCCGGAGCUCAGUAUCGUGUGGAUCGACCCUGAUGACUUCCCUCUGCUGACCACAUACUGGGAAAAAACCUUCAAGCUGGACCUGUUCAGACCUCAAAUUGGCGUGGUCAACGUCACAGAUGCAGACAGCGUAUGGCUGGACAUGUCCAACGACGAGGACCUCCCUACGGCGGAGGAGCUGGAAGACUGGAUCGAGGAUGUCCUGUCUGGGAGGGUGAACACUGAAGAUGAUGAUGAUUUUGCCGAUGACCAGGAAAACACUGACGGCUACACGUCAGAGGACAGCGGGGAAACUCAUGACCCAGAUGAAGAUGACAGUGACGACUGAGCUUGGAGAAAGUGUUUUCUUCCAAUCCUGGGUCAAAAUAAACAAAUUAGAAGCAGAUCAUUUCUGUAAAGAAGUAAAAAUAAAUAAUGUCCCUGAUAAAAUGUUAAAUUAUAAAUAGAUAUAAACCAGAGCUGAUUAUGGUGCAUCAUGGGAAUGUUAUUUCUGUCAUAGUUAGCACAGUGCUGGAGGCCUGGAUCAGAAAAAGUUUAGUUUCCAUGUCAAAUAGUUUUCUGUUAAGGUUGAUGUGAACAAUUUAGACUUGUUUUGUGUAGAAAAGUAAGCGUAAAACUACAACUUAAAAUGUUAAAUGUUAAAGCUGUG
Molecule: messenger RNA, 1548 nt
Organism: Sphaeramia orbicularis (orbiculate cardinalfish)
Lineage: Eukaryota; Metazoa; Chordata; Actinopteri; Kurtiformes; Apogonidae
Product: calsequestrin-2-like
Exons: 11
Coding region: 1-1227 (408 amino acids)
Biological process (GO): regulation of cardiac muscle contraction by regulation of the release of sequestered calcium ion
Cellular component (GO): sarcoplasmic reticulum lumen; Z disc
Molecular function (GO): calcium ion binding
Source: RefSeq, a predicted model, not a curated record